This is a messenger RNA of Colletotrichum paranaense, 297 nucleotides long. RefSeq lists its product as uncharacterized. The transcript has a single exon. NCBI's taxonomy places the organism in Eukaryota, Fungi, Ascomycota, Sordariomycetes, Glomerellales, Glomerellaceae. The record is from RefSeq and is a predicted model, not a curated record. Bases 1 to 297 code for a protein of 98 amino acids.
AUGGCAGCUCCAGCUGAUUAUUCGAUUGACCCCUCAACUAACCCGGCUUCUUGGCCGACCCCGCAUCAAACUGUCGAGCAGGCAAAUAUUAGCAAAUUUAAUGUUGACUUCAUUAACACAAACACGAUCGGCGACUCGGACUUUCACAACCUGCGCAUCGGCGCCGAGGGACACGUUCACCAUGUCUUCACGCAGGUGACUAAACACCUGGCUCGUGGUAUCUACCAUUCAAUCAGUCUUAAUGCGACGGAGCACUCGUGCGUGGUGGUAUAUAUCAACAAGAAAGAAGAGAAGUGA